Aspergillus japonicus CBS 114.51 is the source of this 445-nucleotide messenger RNA. RefSeq lists its product as uncharacterized. The record is from RefSeq and is a predicted model, not a curated record. Bases 64 to 237 code for a protein of 57 amino acids. The transcript is spliced from 2 exons. Lineage: Eukaryota; Fungi; Ascomycota; Eurotiomycetes; Eurotiales; Aspergillaceae.
CUUUCAUUCAUCCAUCCAUCCAUCUAUCCAUCCCUUCAAUCAAUCCUUCUGUUCCAUGUCUACAUGUCUACACGACCCGACGCAUUAGUCUAUCACAUCCAGCCCCGACCUCCACAACCAUCCAACCAUCCAACCAUUCUUACUCGGGCACACGGCCUGGUCGCUUGGAUGCUGCCACUGCCGCCAGUCACAGCCCACCGACUAACCCAGCCACAAUACCCCGGAAUGCAAGUCUAAACUCAACCCCAACCCCAGAACAGCAAGUGACACGGGUUAACCCCCGGUUAAGCCAGACGGGACGGUGAAGGGUAGGCAACGGAGGAAUAACAACGACAAGGAGGGGCAAAUAGCAACGGCAACUGAUUCUCAGCCGACCACAAUUCGUGGUAAACCUCGGACGGGCUUCCCAUCUCUCGUUUUCGUGCCCCGGAUUUGAGUCCUCUCG